ACACAUCCUUAUGAACUAUGCGACAUACUAAGAUGGGUGAACUCUCAGACUGUAUAAACUGAUAGGAGCACAGUGAACGCGUUCUCGGACGUGGACCGAGUUAAGAUGGCUGCAAUAAUUGUGUAAACGCAGAGAAAUCUUUUCUCUUCAUCUUGAGCGCAAAAUUACACGCUUUACGUUGUUAUUUUGAGUCGCUCAAGUUGUUGGGCGACAAACGUCUCUUGAAUUUUGACUAGUCGUUUUGCGCGUAUGUUGUGUGAGUCAAAAUGAUCGAGGAAACUCAACAAUCUGAGAAUUCUGUACAAAACGACAGCUGUUCUGUGCAAAACGAUGUACAGAUCAAUUCAUUGGAUGUUGGAAAAACCAAAGAUAACAAAAAGGAAAAAUGUCGUCCCAUGACAAAGGUGGUGAUCAGAAGACUCCCUCCUUCGAUGACUCAAGAUCAAUUUUUAGAACAAGUCUCCCCCCUGCCGGAUCACGAUUAUUUGUACUUUGUGAAGGCCGACAUGUCUCUCGGCCAAUUUGCAUAUUCGCGCGCUUACAUUAAUUUCGUGGAGCAACAAGAUAUCUUCAUGUUUCGGGAGAAGUUUGACAAUUAUGUCUUCGUAGAUUCCAAAGGGAUGGAAUACCCCGCCGUGGUGGAGUUUGCGCCCUUCCAAAGAUUACCAAAGAAACGAGCAGGCAAAAAGAAGGAUCUCAAAUGCGGCACUAUCGAGAGUGAUUCCUAUUACAUAAGUUUCUUAGAGAGCUUAAAAAAUCAGGAGAUUGAUCCUAGUGUAGCUCAAUCGAAAACCGAAUACUCCUACCAGCCACCAGACAAUACAGUGAAGAAAAUCAUGACAACUCCGCUGCUUGAAUAUUUGAAAAUUCGCAAGCAGGAGAAACAACGUCUUAAGGAUGAGAAGCGCGAGGAACGGCGGAGGAGAGACAUAGAAAGACGAAGAACGAAAGACGAUCCCAUCGUUUCUAAGCACGUAAAUAGCGUUGAAGGUAAUCUAUCGUCCAACUUUGUCAUAUCUCGCCCGGCAAAUGUCAAAUUCGAAGAUACGUUCUUUCAAUGCUUUGUCGAAAACGCUAGUGCACGUAAAUGCAGAAAGGAGAUUCUCUUCAAUAGAUUUAUAUGUGAGCGAGCGCAAGAGAAAAUAUGUAAAACUCAUCAGAGGUUUUACGAGCACAUCAAAAAGGCAAAACCGAUUAGAAAUAUGUUCGAUGUCAAGAAACAAUAUUUAAAUGGCGGCAAACAAGUCAGCUGCAAAACUUAUCUCUGUUUCCACAAAGGCGAUCAUGUUCUAAGGAAUCCGGAUCUGGAUAAGGAGUCGAGAGAUGACAAAGAAAACAAAGACGAGAGAGACAAGAUGCCAUUAAAGGAGCUGAAGAAUAGAAACAAAAGAGACGACAAAAUCAGAGAGAAACUGUCGCGCGAUCGAGAAACUAAACCCAUCAUUAAAGGAUACAGAGAGCGAGUUGACGACAGAAAUAAAGAUAGAGAUAUCAAGCAGCGACGGUACGACGAAAAGAAGCCUUACGGAAGGCGCGACGAAAGAGACAGCAUGAGAGAGGAGAGAAGGAAUGAUUUUAAGGACGACAGGAGAUACGAGGCGAAGGAAGAGUUCAGGGAAUCGCGAGACAGAAAGAUGGAAGAGAGACGCGGGAAAAGUUAUGAAAAAAUGAGGCAGGAGAAGAAGAAACUGGCGGAAACGAAGAAACAGAUCGCUGACGUGAACGGGGACGAUACGAGUCCGAAGAAGGUGAAGGAGGAGCAGGAUACCGCGCAGGAGAGGGAAGACGGCGGCAAGGAAUCUGUACAUAACGAUGACGACUCGAAACACGCCAAAGACAACGAAUGCACGCAACGCAAUACUGCCGAGGAUAGAGUGACAGCGACACAAGACUGCGGGGAUAACGCGGAAGAGGGAAUCAUUUCACUCAGUGCAGGUGCAAAUGAGGACGACGAAUGCGAGGAGAAAUCAAAAGUUGUGAAGAGACGUAGCUCGCUUGAAAGCAGCGGUGAAGGCGGCGCAGGUGACGGGAGCUGCUUGCGCCGUCAUAAAUCGUUGGACGGAGGAGGCCCGAGCAAUUUACAAAAGAACGAGAUUGAAGAAAAAGAGAAAGACAAGAAGGAUCCGCGAAUGGAACGCAGGAUACGAAAUAAGGAUCGCCCGGCAAUGGAGAUUUACAGACCUGGCAUGGGUAAAUUCAGCAAGCAACGACUGGAACGCGAAAAAUCCAACAACGACGAACGAGCGUCUCUUUCACAGAGCCCUACGCCGAAUGCUGGCACUUCUUCCGCGCCUGGCAAACCCGGGAAACCCGGAGCGACGGAAGUGCGCUCGAUGACGUUCAAACGCAGCGUCUCCCGCGAUGUAGCAUAACGAACUUUUGUACACUCUCAUCACGCGAGUACAUAUUCCACCGACAAUUUAUGUGAACUUACGAUUCUAAGGAAAUAAAUUUUUUUAAUUCUACAACGUCA
Molecule: messenger RNA, 2473 nt
Organism: Linepithema humile (Argentine ant)
Lineage: Eukaryota; Metazoa; Arthropoda; Insecta; Hymenoptera; Formicidae
Gene: Upf3
Product: UPF3 regulator of nonsense mediated mRNA decay
Biological process (GO): nuclear-transcribed mRNA catabolic process, nonsense-mediated decay; positive regulation of translation
Cellular component (GO): cytoplasm; nucleolus
Molecular function (GO): mRNA binding
Source: RefSeq, a predicted model, not a curated record